CCAGCGACCGAGCGGGGCCCGGCCCGAGCUGGGCCUGGGGGUGCGACGCCGAGGACGGGGAGCGCGCGCCGCUGCUCCGGACCGGGCCGCGCGCGCCGCCUCAGGAGCUGUCCCUGUCACUGGAGGUGACUGACAGGAAGAAAUUCUGCUGAUUACUGGAGCACCCAUCAGCCAGCACCUUGGCCACCUGGAAUCUACCUGGCAACUCAGAAGUGUGGUGCCCACACAGCUGCUGCAGCCAUGGGGUCUGAGGACCAUGGGGCCCAGAACCCCAGUUGUAAAAUCAUGACAUUUCGUCCAACAAUGGAGGAGUUCAAGGACUUCAACAGAUAUGUGGCCUACAUAGAAUCACAGGGAGCCCACCGGGCGGGCCUGGCCAAGAUCAUACCCCCGAAGGAGUGGAAGCCACGGCAGACAUACGACGACAUUGACGAUGUGGUCAUCCCAGCCCCUAUCCAGCAGGUGGUGACGGGGCAGUCAGGCCUCUUCACGCAGUAUAACAUCCAGAAGAAGGCCAUGACCGUGGGAGAGUACCGCCGGCUCGCCAACAGCGAGAAGUACUGUACCCCAAGACACCAGGACUUUGACGACCUGGAACGCAAAUACUGGAAGAACCUCACCUUUGUCUCCCCCAUCUAUGGGGCAGACAUCAGCGGCUCUCUAUAUGAUGACGAUGUGGCCCAGUGGAACAUUGGGAACCUCAGGACCAUCCUGGACAUGGUAGAACGUGAGUGUGGGACCAUUAUUGAGGGUGUCAACACCCCCUACUUGUACUUUGGCAUGUGGAAGACCACCUUUGCCUGGCACACUGAGGACAUGGACCUCUACAGCAUCAACUACCUGCACUUUGGGGAGCCCAAGUCCUGGUGCCUGAGCUUCUCUGGGCCUUUCCACUGCGAGGUCGGAGGAGUAGAGCAGAGGGACCACCCUGGCCUGGCUCAGAGGUGGGGCUGUGGCAGGUAUGCCAUCCCGCCGGAGCAUGGCAAGCGCCUGGAGCGGCUGGCUAUCGGCUUCUUUCCUGGGAGCUCACAGGGCUGCGAUGCCUUCCUGCGCCACAAGAUGACCCUCAUCUCACCCAUCAUCCUGAAGAAGUACGGGAUCCCCUUCAGCCGGAUCACGCAGGAGGCUGGAGAAUUUAUGAUCACCUUUCCCUACGGCUACCACGCUGGAUUCAAUCAUGGAUUCAACUGUGCAGAGUCAACCAACUUUGCUACACUGCGGUGGAUUGAUUACGGCAAAGUGGCCUCUCAGUGCACAUGCCGGAAGGAUAUGGUAAAGAUCUCCAUGGACGUCUUCGUCCGCAUCCUGCAGCCUGAGCGCUACGAACAGUGGAAGCAGGGCAAGGACCUCACAGUGCUGGACCACACCAGGCCCACAGCCCUGAGCAGCCCCGAGCUGAGCUCCUGGAGCGCCUCACGGGCCUCACUGAAGGCCAAGCUCCUCCGCAGACAAAUUAGUCUGAAAGAAAACAGACACUGGAGAAAGACUGAGGAGGAGAGGAAACCAAAUCUAGAGAGGAGGAGAGAGCAGACCAAAAAGCCGGGGCUGGCGUCUCACCGGAAGCGGAGCCAGCCCAAGAAGCCCAAGCCUGAGGACCCUAAGUCCCCGGGGGAGGGGGCCGCCCUCCUGGAGGAGACUGGGGGCUGCAUGAGAGGGGAGGCUGCGCCCGAAGCCGACCUAGAGGAGGAGGACGAAGAGCCACAGCAGGGCCAGGCCGCGGAGGCUGAGGGAGCAGAAGAGGACGGGAGGGGCAAGCUGCGGCCGGCCAAGACCAAGAGUGACCGGAAAAAGAAGAACUAUGGCCAUGUCUCACCCCAGCUGCUGCCACAGCUGCCACCAGCUCCAUUCCCCACCGAGGAGGUCCUGCGGCUGCCACCCCCGGGACCCCCAGUGCUGGCACCAGGCCCUGUGGCCACUGAAGAGGGUCCCCCGCCUGUGCCCCUCAAUGUGGUAGCACCUGAAGUGCCAGGAGAGGAGCAGGACAAACCACGGCCCAUCAUCCCCAUGCUGUACGUGGUGGCCCGGGCUGAUGCUGCACCAGAUGGGGGCCGUGGGCCCAGCCCGCAGGCUGCCCCGCUGGAGCCUAUGGGCUCCGAGGAGGAGACCAAGGCCCAUGCUGGCGAUGUGCAGGUGCCAUCUACCUUUUCCAAACUAAAGAUGGAGAUCAAGAAGAGCCGGCGCCACCCUCUGGGAAGGCCACCCACCCGGUCCCCACUCUCCGUGGUUAAGCAGGAGGCCUCAAGUGAUGAGGAAGCAUUCCCGUUCUCUGGAGAAGAGGAUGUGAGUGACCCUGAGGCACUGCGGUCUCUGCUGUCCCUGCAGUGGAAGAACAAGGCGGCUAGCUUCCAGGCUGAGAGGAAGUUCAAUGCGGCAGCCGCCCUCACUGAGCCCUACUGUGCCAUCUGCACUCUCUUCUACCCCUAUAGCCAGGCUGUUCCCUCUCAGUCCGUACAGACGGAGAAGGAACCGGCCCCAGCCCCCCUUGGGGAGGGCUCCUCCACCUCGCUGCCUUCCAAAAGCGGCCAGAGGACUCGGCCACUCAUCCCAGAGAUGUGCUUCACAUCGAGUGGCGAGAACACCGAGCCACUGCCCGCCAACUCCUGUGUGGGCGACGAUGGCACCAGCCCACUUAUCGCCUGCGCCAAGUGCUGCCUGCAGGUCCACGCCAGUUGCUACGGUGUUCGUCCUGAGCUGGCUAAGGAGGGCUGGAUGUGCUCCCGGUGCGCGGCCCACGCCUGGACUGCGGAGUGCUGCCUGUGCAACCUCCGGGGAGGAGCGCUGCAGACCACCACCGAGCAGAGGUGGAUCCACGUGAUUUGUGCCAUCGCAGUUCCUGAGGUGCGGUUCCUGAAUGUGAUUGAGCGCAACCCCGUGGACAUCAGUGGCAUUCCUGAGCAGCGGUGGAAACUGAAGUGCGUGUACUGCCGGAAGCGGAUGAAGAAGGUGUCAGGCGCCUGUAUCCAGUGUUCCUAUGAGCACUGUUCCACGUCCUUCCAUGUGACCUGCGCGCACGCCGCUGGUGUCCUCAUGGAACCCGAUGACUGGCCCUAUGUGGUCUCUAUCACCUGCCUCAAGCACAAGUCCAGGGGUCAUGCAGUCCAGUUUCUGAGGGCCGUGACCUUAGGCCAGGUGGUCAUCGCCAAGAACCGCAGCGGGCUGUACUACCGCUGCCGCGUCAUCGGCGCCGCCACCCAGACCCUCUACGAAGUGAACUUUGACGACGGGUCCUACAGUGACAACUUGUACCCCGAGAGCAUCACUAGCAGAGACUGUGUCCGGCUGGGGCCGCCUCCUGAGGGCGAGUUGGUGGAGCUGCGAUGGACAGACGGCAACAUAUACAAGGCCAAGUUCAUCUCUUCUGUGACCAGUCACAUCUACCAGGUGGAGUUUGAGGACGGGUCCCAGCUGACCGUGAAACGCAGUGACAUCUUCACCCUGGAGGAGGAGCUCCCCAAAAGGGUGCGGUCCCGGCUGUCACUCAGCACGGGGGCACCCCAGGAACCCAGCUUCUCCGGAGAGGAGGUGAAGGCUGCCAAGCGCCCACGGGUGGGCACCCCUCUUGUCACCACCGAGGACUCGGUGCACAGCCCGGACUACCUGGCCUUCGUGGAGAGCCUCCUGCAGGCACAGGGCCGGCCGGGGGCCCCCUUCUAGGACAGUGGCCACCAGCAACCCUCAGCCCGGUGAGGCAGGCCACGGUGGGCCUGGGCGUCUGCUUGCUGUGAGUUCCUGUCCUCGAGUCAUCUCCGCGCUAUGAGCGCCCCUCCAGGGCGACAGGACGAGCAGGACGCCGACAUGGCCCGGACUCAGGGAGCAGGGCCGCAGGCAGCUCCGCUCUGCGCCCUCCACUCUGUUCUUCUCCAAAAGGUGCUACUGCCUGCCCGAGCAGCCCUCUGUACAUACUCCGCCUUUGUGAGCUCUUUCUACACACCCUUGUCUAAAAGCGAGAACAAGGGAGCGAGAAGCAGGAAAAGCCCGGCGCUCUUUUCUAGAUUUGUGGCUUUAAAACCAACAAAACAAAACAAACACACACACAUCCUUUUUUCUCAGAACCAAGAUGCGCUGAGAGAGGAAAGCCUUGUUUUUGUCCGUUGUUGUUUAAACUCUCACCAUCGACUGAGCAGGCAGGGAGGUGGCUGAGCUGCUGGGGAGACGCGGCAGGCCGGAGCGGACAGACGCUGGUGACAGGCUGGUGACAGGCGUGUGACCCAGGCACUCGUGCUCACCCUCUUGCUUGCGCCCAGCCUGUGAUGUCCAGGCCCCUUGAUAGGAGGAGGCUGGUGUACCUCUGGCGAUGUCCCCGUGUGCCCAGCAAGCAAGAGCUGCGGGGUGGAGCGUCGUCGCUUCUGCACAGACACCACCUGCGCCCGCGCCCCACGCUACCCCCACUGAGGCAGAGGCCUGGUGGCCGCCACUCCUGCGUGUGGCUGCUAGCAAGUGUGGCAGCCAGGCUCUGGUGGUGAGAACCAGAGAAGGUGAGGGGUGUGGGGUGAGCCAGGCCUUCAAAGUGUCCCGAGGUGCCCCUGUGUGACCUGCCUUGCACACAGAGGGCCCCCUGGGGCCCUCCACUCCCCACCCCUGUUCUCUCUGCCACAUGGGAUCUGAGUGGCUGGGAACAGAGAAAGGAGGGGCCCUGCCUUGACAGGAUGGGGUCCCUAGAGGAGUGGCAGUGAGUUGAUGGGGACCCUGACCGGGAGCACCUCAUCUGUUCUGCAGCCACCUCACACCUCCUGAGAGGUUGAGUGAGUUCUCGUGCUGCCAGGCCGUCAGGGUGUGGGGGUCUCAGACCCACGGGAGCUGGGUACACCCACCUGUUCCCUGUGUAGUUUGAAAACGCUAUUUAUAUUGUAAAGAGAAUGAAAAGGGCCUGGCCCUGGAGGCCACUAGGCCUGGUCUCCUCGUGGGGUGCUUGCAGACAGGCCACAGAGCGGCAGUGAGAAGCGAUACCCAGACACGCUGUAUCUCACUUUGUGCAGAAGCAACUCCCCUCCCACAGGAUCUUCCCCAUGCAAGAUGAAGGACGCGCUGUAUUUUCUGCCUAAUCUCCCUCCCUCUGGGUUCAUGAUGAAUUAAAGGCUCUUGAGCACUUCGAAUU
Molecule: messenger RNA, 5095 nt
Organism: Castor canadensis (American beaver)
Lineage: Eukaryota; Metazoa; Chordata; Mammalia; Rodentia; Castoridae
Source: RefSeq, a predicted model, not a curated record